Messenger RNA from Acanthisitta chloris (rifleman), 4494 nucleotides. RefSeq names its product ATPase, Cu++ transporting, alpha polypeptide (gene ATP7A). The record is from RefSeq and is a predicted model, not a curated record. Gene Ontology annotation, cellular component: membrane. The transcript is spliced from 22 exons. Lineage: Eukaryota; Metazoa; Chordata; Aves; Passeriformes; Acanthisittidae. The coding region runs from base 1 to 4494 and encodes 1497 amino acids. Gene Ontology annotation, biological process: copper ion homeostasis; monoatomic cation transport. Gene Ontology annotation, molecular function: P-type divalent copper transporter activity; copper ion binding; ATP hydrolysis activity.
AUGGAGGCAAAAUCCGUGGUCAUCGGCGUGUUGGGGAUGACAUGCAAUUCCUGUGUUCAGACGAUUGAACAGCAUGUUGGGAAGAUGAAUGGCAUCCAUAACAUCAAAGUCUCUCUAGAGGACAAGAAUGCAGUUGUCAUCUAUGACUCCAAGCUGCAGACUCCAGCGACGCUGCAGGAAGCCAUCUAUGACAUGGGAUUUGAUGCCACAUUAGCUGAUUCAAACCCACAACCUGUUUUACCUGACACUAUUUUUCUUACUAUUCCUACCCAGUCAGCCCUAACACCCAAGCAGAUUUGUAGCACUCUGCUGAAGAACAAAGGGAUUGUGGAUGUGAAAGUGUCCUCUGACCAAAAAUCUGCAGUGGUGACCUUCAUUUCUUCCAUCGUAAAUGGCAAGCAGAUUGUCCACAUGGUCCCAGGGGUAGAUUUAAAUAUCUCUACAGCAGAGGUAAUACCUGGAACUUGGGAAGAUUCCAACUGGUCUCAACCGAGUAGUGUUGGGCUGCGCCUGAAAGUUGAUGGGAUGACCUGUCACUCCUGCACCAGCACCAUCGAGGGGAAGCUUGGCAAAUUGCAAGGAAUUCAGAGGAUUAAAGUAUCCCUGGACAAUCGGGAAGCUGUUGUUGUCUACCAGCCUCACCUCAUUUCAGCAGAAGAAAUAAAACAUCAGAUUGAAGCAGCAGGUUUCACAGCAUCCUUCAAGAAGCAGCCUAGACCCCUGAAGCUGAGCACGAUUGACCCAGAGAGGCUGAGGAGCACUCAGCCCCAAAGCUCUGAGACAGCACUGAGAGAAAACUCCAGUGCGACUGGUGCAAGGACAGUUGUGUUCAGAGUUGAUGGUAUGCACUGCACAUCGUGUGUCCUCAACAUCCAGCGCACCAUAUCAGCACUCCCAGCAGUGAUAAGUGUUGUUGUUUCAUUGGAGAAGAAAUCUGCUGUUAUAAACUAUAACCCAAACCUAAUUAGCACAGACAUGCUGAGGAAGGCCAUAGAGGCUGUGUCUCCUGAGACAUUUAGAGUCAGCCUGCCUGAGGAGUAUGGAAAUGUAGCACUUUUCCCCACAUUGUCUCCACUGAAGUCUCCUCUCCCAGCUUUGAAGGAUGCCAGCUGGCCACUCAUUCAAGUGGCUGUGAUAAAUAUUGAGGGGAUGACUUGCAACUCUUGUGUGCAGUCCAUCGAGGGAGUCAUAUCCCAAAAGGCAGGUGUGAAAUCUGUUCAUGUCUCUCUCACAAAUCGAAAUGGGACUAUAGAAUAUGACCCUCUGCAAACGAGCCCAGAAGACUUGAUAUCCUCAAUAGAGGAUAUGGGGUUUGAUGCAUCUUUACCAGCGAAGGCAGAACUACCUCUGGCCAAAGCUCAGCCCUCACCUGAGAUGCAGCUGGACUCACAGAAACCUGAGUUGCCCUCCAAAGUGCCACCAGCCCACCUUGCUAGGCAGGAGACAAAGACCAUCUCCAAGUGCUAUGUCCAAGUCACAGGAAUGACGUGUGCUUCGUGUGUAGCCAACAUUGAGAGGAAUUUGAGAAGAGAAGAUGGAAUACAUUCAAUACUUGUUGCCCUCAUGGCAGGAAAAGCAGAAGUGAGGUAUAAUCCUGCUGUGAUACACCCUUCAGCCAUUGCAGAGCUCAUACGGGAGUUGGGAUUUGGAGCCACCGUGAUGGAAAACUGUGGUGAAGGAGACAGAAUUCUGGAACUUGUUGUGAGAGGGAUGACAUGUGCAUCUUGUGUGCACAAGAUAGAAUCCACCCUCAUGAAGACUAAUGGCGUUUUAUACUGCUCAGUUGCUCUUGCAACCAACAAAGCACAUAUCAAAUAUGACCCUGAGGCUAUUGGUCCUCGAGAUGUUAUACAAGUGAUAAAGGAUUUAGGUUUCACUACUUCCUUGGUCAAAAAGGAUAGAUCUGCUAGUCAUCUAGAUCACAAACAGGAAAUUAGGCAGUGGAAAAGGUCUUUUGUUGUGAGCCUUGUUUUCUGUAUCCCUGUCAUGGGGCUGAUGAUUUACAUGAUGGUGAUGGACAGUCAGCUUGCGGAUGCUCACGUGCAUCACAACAUCAGCAGUGAGGAGAUGGAGGCCCUUCACUCCUCCAUGGUCCUGGAAUACCAGCUCCUGCCAGGAUUGUCUGUUAUGAAUUUUCUGUCGUUUUUACUCUGUGUCCCUGUACAGAUAUUUGGAGGUUGGCAUUUCUACAUCCAGGCAUACAGAGCACUGAAGCACAAAACUGCCAACAUGGAUGUGCUAGUUGUGUUGGCAACCUCCAUUGCAUUCCUCUACUCCUUUGUUAUUCUCCUAGUUGCAAUGGCUGAGAAAGCAAAAGUAAACCCUGUCACAUUCUUUGACACACCUCCGAUGCUGUUCGUGUUCAUCUCGCUGGGCCGGUGGCUGGAGCACGUGGCAAAAGGUAAAACCUCAGAAGCACUGGCAAGACUAAUUUCAUUACAAGCUACUGAAGCUACUAUUGUUACCUUGGGCCCUGAUAACGUUCUUUUAAGUGAAGAGCAAGUCAAUGUGGAACUGGUUCAACGAGGUGACAUUGUCAAAGUAGUCCCAGGAGGCAAAUUCCCAGUGGAUGGUCGUGUUAUUGAAGGACACUCUAUGGUAGACGAAUCUCUCAUCACAGGUGAAGCGAUGCCUGUGACUAAGAAGCCUGGCAAUACAGUUAUUGCAGGUUCUAUCAACCAGAACGGAUCACUUCUGAUUUCAGCAACCCACGUCGGAGCUGAUACAACUCUUUCUCAGAUUGUUAAACUUGUGGAGGAGGCUCAGACCUCAAAGGCUCCCAUCCAGCAAUUUGCUGACAAACUUAGUGGCUACUUCGUUCCUUUUAUUGUGGCUGUCUCUGUGGUUACCCUUCUUGCCUGGAUUAUAAUUGGGUUUGUGGAUUUUGAAAUAGUGGAAAAAUACUUUCUGGGUUACAAUAAGAGCAUUUCCGCAGCCGAAGUCAUAAUCCGCUUUGCUUUCCAAGCCUCCAUCACUGUGCUGUGCAUCGCGUGUCCCUGUUCCCUGGGAUUAGCCACCCCCACGGCUGUCAUGGUUGGGACUGGGGUGGGAGCCCAGAACGGCAUCCUCAUCAAGGGGGGAGAGCCCCUGGAGAUGGCACACAAGGUCAAGGUGGUUGUAUUUGACAAGACAGGUACUAUCACCCAUGGCACUCCGGAAGUGAUGCAGGUCAAGUUUCUGGUGGAGGGUAACCAACUGCCACGUCAUAAAAUGCUGGCAAUAGUGGGGACUGCGGAGAGUCACAGUGAGCAUCCUCUUGGAGCAGCAAUAACUAAAUACUGCAAAAAGGAACUGGACUCGGAAACCCUUGGGACAUGUACAGAUUUUCAAGUAGUUCCAGGCUGUGGCAUUAGUUGUAAGGUCACCAAUAUUGAAGCAUUACUCUACAGGAAAAAUAGAAUGGUUGAAGAAAACAAUAUUAAAAAUGCAACACUUGUGAAAAUUGAGGAAAAUACAGAUGAAUCAGUGCAGCCUGUAUUGAUUAUUGAUGCUGAACUGCCAACUACUGUGACUUCUCAGAAAUACUCUGUUCUCAUUGGGAACCGGGAAUGGAUGACUAGAAAUGGCCUUCUUGUGAGAAAUGAGGUUGAUAAAGCCAUGAUGGAACACGAGCGGAGGGGCCGCACAGCAGUUCUGGCAGCUGUGGAUGGAGUGCUCUGUGGCUUGAUAGCUAUUGCUGAUACUGUGAAACCAGAAGCUGAGCUGGCAGUCUACACUUUGAAGAGUAUGGGCUUAGAAGUUGUCCUCAUGACUGGUGACAACAGCAAAACAGCACGAUCGAUUGCCUCUCAGGUUGGCAUCACCAAAGUGUUCGCGGAGGUUCUUCCCUCCCACAAAGUGGCCAAGGUGAAGCAGCUCCAGGACGAAGGGAAGCGCGUGGCCAUGGUUGGGGACGGCAUCAACGACUCCCCGGCCCUUGCCAUGGCCAAUGUGGGAAUUGCUAUUGGCACAGGGACUGAUGUGGCCAUCGAAGCAGCUGAUGUGGUUCUCAUUAAGGAUGACUUGAUGGACGUGGUAGCAAGCAUAGAUUUAUCGAGGAAAACUGUGAAGAGGAUCCGGAUCAACUUUGUGUUUGCUCUAAUUUAUAAUCUCGUUGGAGUUCCCAUAGCUGCAGGUGUUUUCUUGCCCAUUGGUUUGGUUUUGCAGCCCUGGAUGGGAUCUGCAGCCAUGGCUGCCUCUUCGGUGUCUGUUGUGCUCUCUUCUUUGCUGUUAAAGAUGUACCAGAAACCAAGUUCUGAGAAACUCGAGUUCCGGGCACGUGGCCAAAUGAGGCACAAGAGUCCAUCAGAGAUCAGUGUCCAUGUUGGAAUCGAUGAGACUGGGACAGGCUCUCCCAAACUGAGCCUGAUGGAUCGAUUCAUCAAUUACAGCAGAGCCUCUAUAAACUCUCUGUUCUCAGACAAGCGUUCGGUGAACAGCAUCGUCCUCGGGGAGCCAGAUAAACACUCGCUCUUGGUGGGGGAUUUUGGAGAGGAUGAUGACACAGCCUUGUGA